Toxotes jaculatrix (banded archerfish) is the source of this 2695-nucleotide messenger RNA. It is a transcript of the gene kbtbd12, whose product is annotated as kelch repeat and BTB (POZ) domain containing 12. Lineage: Eukaryota; Metazoa; Chordata; Actinopteri; Toxotidae. The coding region runs from base 247 to 2109 and encodes 620 amino acids. The record is from RefSeq and is a predicted model, not a curated record. The transcript has 6 exons. Gene Ontology annotation, molecular function: protein binding.
GGUACAUAUCUUUGUCUCUUGCAAUUGCUCAGGCUAACUCCCCCCCUCCCGACUGACACAUUCGGCAACAUCAACAACACAUGCAGCUUGAUGAAAAAAAUGGAUAUUUACUGGUCUUUUUAGACCAAAGAUAAGAGCAGGUGCUGAUUGCUUUGACACAACCUCCUCACUUGUUCAUAAGAACAUAAACCCCUCUGUGCGACUUUGUAAAUAUUUUUCUUAUUAUUUCUAAAAAGUUGAAGCAAAAUGGAUCUUACAGCCAAACAUGGGCUCGUGCUGCUCGACCAGCUGAGGAGGAUGAGGGAGACUGAGCAUCUGACAGAUGUGGUGUUAGUGGCUGAGGGGAUCAGCUUUCCCUGUCACAGAGUUGUUCUAUCCGCCUUCAGCCCUUACUUCCGUGUUAUGUUCACAUGUGGCCUUCGUGAGUGCAACAAUAGAGAAGUAUUCCUGCGUGACACCCCUGCAGACAGCCUGGCUCUCCUCUUGAACUACAUGUACUGCUCAGAACUUCCUCUCACUAACUCCAAUGUACAAGGUAUCUCCAUCGCAGCUUUUCUCCUGCAGAUGGAUGACGUCUUCACUCGCUGUCAGCAGCACAUGACCGAGAACAUGGAUGCCUCCAACUGCCUUGGUGUGUAUUACUUUGCCCGUGACCUUGGUGCAGAGGAACUGGCUGACCAGGCUCAGCGCUUCCUGAGGCAGUACUUUGUCCAAGUCUGCCAGAGUGAGGAGAUCCUGGAGCUGGAGGCUCAUCAAUUGGCGAAGCUCCUAACUUCUGAUGACCUUAAUGUUUCCAGAGAAGAGACCAUCUUGGAUGUGGUACUUCGCUGGGUCAAACACAACCCUUUGAUGGAUGGAGAGGUUCGUAUUCGGCACCUUCCAGAGCUCCUGAGGAAGGUCCGCUUGCCACUGAUAAGCCCUGACUACUUAAGGGAGGCAAUGAAGAGAAACACAGCCCUGUUGGCUGAUGCUGAAUGUCUAGAGAUGGUGAAUGAAGCCUUGGAGGCCACAGCAAUGCAUCCAUCAGCUGCACCGCGCAAACUUAAGCUGCGGUACGGCAUGGAGACCACAGAUUUGCUACUCUGUGUUGGUAAUGACAGUGGUGGGAUUAGGUCAAGAUAUGGCAGCUAUGCUGAGCGCAGCUUUUGCUAUGCCCCAUCCACAGGCCGAACCUACUACAUCACUUCACCUCGCUAUGCAGAGGCUCUGGGGUAUGUGUGUGCCGGGGUUGUAACUGAAAGAAAUGACAUUAUUGUGGCAGGAGAGGCAAGUGCGCGCAGAAUGGCCCGUCAGAAGGUCAUGAACGUUGAGAUCUACAGGUACAAAGUAGAGGCCCAAGGAAGCUGGGAGCGCCUGACUUCAGCCGAGUACCGCGAUUCUUAUGCCCUGGGAUCACUGGGUGACACGCUGUAUCUGCUGGGUGGGCAGAUGAGGCUGAAGAACCAGUUCCUCAUCACUAACUGUGUGGAACGGUGGUCUCUGCAGGGCGGACCCUGGCGGAGUGCAGCACCCCUGCCUAUGCCUUUGGCCUAUCACAGUGUGGUCAGAAUGAAAGAUCGCCUUUAUGUGAUAGGUGGUCGAACCCCACAGUCAUACCGGAUGGAUGAUGAGCCCGACCGUCUUAGUAACCGCCUUCUGGAGUAUGAUCCAAACACAAACAAGUGGACAGAACUAGGUCCCAUGAAGUAUUCAAAAUACCGCUGCAGUGCUGUGGAACUCAAUGGUGAAAUAUACGUGAUGGGAGGCAUUGGCUGUGAAGGUGUGGACCGUGGGCAGUCACGCCACUGUCUCGAUGCUGUGGAGAUCUACAAUGCAGAUGGAGAUUACUGGAGGGAUGGCCCUCCUCUCCCAUGUGCACAACUCUCACUGCGCACCAAUGCCUCUAAUGCAGGAGUGGUGGGAGGCAAGAUUUAUGUGUGUGGAUAUUACAAAGGAGCAGAUCGUCAUGACGAUAUAACAAAGGACAUUUUAGAGCUGGACCCAUGGGAGAACCGGUGGACAGUGGUGGCUCGACGUGCUCUGAUGCAUGACAACUAUGAUGUCUGCUUAGUGGCAAAUCUCAACCCAAGGGGACUCAUGUCCGCACCGGCAGACUUAGUAAAACUGUGACACCCCUGUCAGAUCAGAGAUCAAAGUCUGUUUGGGAGAAUUAGUGAAGAAAAUUAAUUAUUAAUUAUCAAUGCACUUAUUGCUGGGCCAAAGGCAUUCAUUUUGUCAAGCAGAAAAGGUCUUAGUGCUCUGCAUGAGAGAAGAUCUACAGUUAAUGAUUUGCACGUUGCUGAACAAGAAUAGAAAGAUAAUUUUGUAAAUAUGGUAUUUUUGUUGCUUUUUUAUUGUGUAACAUCUGCAGAGAGGACUGAUCACCUGAAACCCCCAGCUGAGUGGUUCAUAGCUGAAACGCUAAUGUUAAGAACACCAGGAAAUAGUAUCCUUUGACAUUAAACAAAAACAGAUAAAUAAAUGUGAAUUAUGGACUUCUGCUUCCAUACAAAUUAAACCAGAAUGCUGAGUAAGUAUUUGAACUGUUUUACAUGGUUAAAGCUACAGCUUUAAUAACUCAAUAACUACAGUAAAUCGUAGCAGAAAUCUUAGAUCUUAUACUAUAUCAAUAUACUAUAUAUAUAUAUAUAUAUAUAUAUAUAUAGUAUAUAUAGUGAGAAGUAUAUAUAUAUAUAUAUAUUUUUUUUUUUAAAUA